AUGUUAUCACCAUCACAAAAACAAGAUAAGAUCGUAAGGAGCACAGAUUUAGAUGCCUUGAGUUGUAGAUGGAAUUGCGUACAGAAGGGAUAUUUUGAAGAUGUGAACAUUGACAAGAUCAUCAAUUCCUACCUGAAAUACCUACAAUUUUGUGAAGGUUACACUAAUCUAUCUGCUGGAAGAACUUAUAAAUCAGUUUUCGAUAGAAAACUUCCUAUUAUAAACAGAGGUACUUACUUACGUACAAAGAGUAUUAGUGACAUAAUCGGUAAGUUCAUAAAUGAUAACGAAAAGUGUCAAAUUGUGUCCAUGGGUGUAGGUAGUGAUACAAGAGUCUUUAAGUUGAUAAACCCCAAUAUAAAUUAUAUUGAAUUAGACUUCGAAGAGACAACUAGAAUCAAGAAAUUGACCAUAAUCAACGAUUCUGAGUUGAGUAAAGCUGUCAAUUACUCUGGUUUGGGUGCCACAGUAGCAGACAGGCUGCAAUUUCAAACCUUAGAUCCUAACUUGCACACAGAUAAUUACCAUUUGAUUGGUCUUGAUUUAAGAAGAUUGAGCGACUCCAAUAUUGUCAGCGAGUUUCUUGAUUCUAAAAGACCAACUUUGGUUUUAAGUGAAUGUGUUUUGUGUUACUUGAAUCCGGGGGAAAAUGAAAAGAUAUUGAAAUUUUGGACUGACUCAAUUUCGAACCUAAGUUUAUUGAUUUAUGAACCAAUCUCCUUGAAUGACUCCUUUGGUCAGCAAAUGAGGGAAAACCUAGGACGUAGAGGUAUCAAUCUCUUGACUUUUAAUCAUUUUCCGACCUUGAAAUCAAAGUUUGACUUUUUGAAGAGUCUAAAUUUUCAAGAUAUCAAUGUAACUGACAUAGCCAGCAUAGGAGGAUAUUCCGGCGAUGAACUCAGUUGGAUUAGUGCAGAGGAGCUGAAGAGAAUAGAUAAAUUGGAUCUCAUAGAUGAAAUCGAAGAAAUAAAAUUACUUCUAUUGCAUUACUGUUUGGUCUACGGAGGGAUAGGGAAACAUACCAAUUUAUCCAAGAAAUGGAAGUUAUCGACUUAA
This is a messenger RNA of Yamadazyma jaroonii, 1056 nucleotides long. The record is from the annotation of a GenBank genome assembly. Lineage: Eukaryota; Fungi; Ascomycota; Pichiomycetes; Serinales; Debaryomycetaceae.